Molecule: messenger RNA, 704 nt
Organism: Saccostrea cuccullata (small rock oyster)
Lineage: Eukaryota; Metazoa; Mollusca; Bivalvia; Ostreida; Ostreidae
Product: beta-secretase 1-like
Exons: 5
Coding region: 307-660 (117 amino acids)
Source: RefSeq, a predicted model, not a curated record
AAAACAUCUUUGAACAUUCACAUCAAAAACUAUUUCUAUAAAUCUCCCAAUGCUCCCCCACUGAGUCUUGGUUUUUGGAAUGGGGACAUAGAUUUGUGCUACAAAGAUGGAGCUAUUCCUUACAACAUAUUUCCAUUUGUAGCCUUAGAGUUUGCUGAGAAUGAACAACAGUCUUUCAAAAUCAUUGUAGCUCCACAGCAAUACAUUAAAUCUGUUGGGAAAAAAGAUGAUAGCAACCCAGAUGAAAUAUGUUUCAAGCUUGGUAUUGCAAACUCCACAUCAGGCACAGUGAUUGGAGCAGUGAUAAUGGAGGGGUUUUAUGUGGUGUUUGAUCGACAGAAUAACAGAAUUGGGUUUUCGGACACAACAUGUCCUGCAGUGGCCCAGAUGUAUAACAAGUCACAUGUGUCUGGGCCUCACAAGUUUUCAGGUUCUGUUGAAAACUGUGCCUAUGCCAAGCCAGAGAAAUCCAACCAAACCCUGGUCAUUGUGGCGUACGUAUUAGCGGGGAUGUGUGGAGCCUGUAUCCUGCCUUUGUUUAUUCUCUUUAUUCAGUAUCAAUGGCGGACGUCAAAGUGUUACGAGAAAAUGAAGAGACAGAAUUCUGACGGAGACUCCAAUGAUUUAAUUGAUGAACCACACUUUAUGCAGGAUUCUUAAUUAAACGAUUUUGUCAUGGUAAUGUCUACUAGUAUUAGUGAUGA